Messenger RNA from Elaeis guineensis (African oil palm), 1972 nucleotides. RefSeq lists its product as uncharacterized. NCBI's taxonomy places the organism in Eukaryota, Viridiplantae, Streptophyta, Magnoliopsida, Arecales, Arecaceae. Gene Ontology annotation, cellular component: nucleus. Gene Ontology annotation, molecular function: protein dimerization activity; DNA-binding transcription factor activity, RNA polymerase II-specific; RNA polymerase II cis-regulatory region sequence-specific DNA binding. The record is from RefSeq and is a predicted model, not a curated record. Gene Ontology annotation, biological process: regulation of transcription by RNA polymerase II.
AUGAGAUUUCUGGGUGAAACGAUUAUACCUGAAGGAUUUUAUUGUCUUUAUCACAAGAAUCUGUAUUCUCACUCUUCUCACACUGAGGCAGUGGAGUUUUUCCGAGAAACUGAAAUGGAUGAUUUCACUGAUCGCUUCCUUUCAUCACAAACAUGGCCAGAUGCAAAUACAUCUGCACGGUCAUCUUGGGUUGGCACUGCUGUAUCUCAGACAACUAGCUUACUUGCUGGUUCGUUGGAAGCAUAUGGAGACGGAAAGAACCCACCCAUAUGUGUGAUACCUUCAAGUCAUAUCAUUGGGAAUGCAUGCACAGAAGACUUAAAUCUUCAAAGCCAUGAUAGCACCUCUUCCUUCUUUGUUCAUGGAAAUACCACAUAUGGCAUUGAUAAGGGCAUGUUUCCUGGUGAGAAAUUAUCCAUGCAUAAGCUACAUAGAGAAAACUCGCAACCAUCCCUCCAGGAUAAUAUGACACAGGAAAGUGGUUUCUCACUACUGGGGGUUAUUGAGAGUAAUUUAACAGCAGGAACAUUUGGCUCAGACUUGAAUCCAUCAUGCUCUGUAGCAUUUCCUCAUAGCUCACUGACAGUGUCUACUUCAAUUGAGAGCAAUGGUGGCGAAUUAUCUGCCUUCACACAGUCACUUGGAGAUGCCCAUUCAAUUUCUUCACUUCCAUUAAUGUGGCCUUCAUCAUACACAGGUGUUUCUUCUUUAAUGGGACAGGGGAGACUACAAGCAUGUGGUUUCCAAGAGUUGGAAAGUGAUAAUGUUAUAUUGAGGAAAACAUGUGUUGAGAAUGGCAAGUUUGCACAGCUGGAUGAUUUGCCCGCUGCAUCUGUCCAUGAACAUAAUGAGCUUCACAACCCUAAUUUUCCUUCUUUCAGUGGUGGACAACAGAUAAAAAUGAUUGGUGGUGAUUCGCAACAACAAGAGCGAAAUGGGUUACACCACCUUUGUUUGCCCUCUUUGGCUUCUCGGCCGCAAAUGUCAUCAACUAAAACAGCAGGAAUACAGAUGUGUCAACAGUUGCCACCAUCUACUGAAGGAAAUACUAGCAAGCAUCACAUGAAUCAUUCUUCUAGUACUCAAACACAAUCAACUCCAUCUAAUGCUGGUGGUUGCAAUGAAGCUGUCAAGCCACGUGUGAGAGCACGCCGUGGUCAGGCCACAGAUCCUCAUAGUAUUGCAGAACGGGUUCGGAGAGAAAAAAUUGCAGAAAGAAUGAAGAAUCUGCAGGAGCUUGUGCCAAAUUCAAAUAAGGCAGAUAAGGCAUCAAUGCUUGAUGAAAUCAUUGACUAUGUCAAGUUCCUUCAGCUGCAAGUCAAAGUAUUAAGCAUGAGUCGGUUGGGUGCCGCUGGAGCAGUUGUCCCCCUACUCACAGAUUCUCAAGCUGAGGGCAAUCUGCUCCUAUUAGCGUCACCAUCGGUCGUGCUGGGAACAGAUCUAUCUGAGUCGCAGGAUAGCUUAGCCUUCGAGCAAGAAGUUGUUAAGCUGAUGGAGUCCAAUGUCACCAUGGCAAUGCAGUACCUUCAGACCAAAGGCCUCUGUCUCAUGCCAAUUGCUCUUGCCACUGCAAUAUCUGGUCAGAAAGGCUCCUCUUCCAGUGCCAUUCCACCUGACAGAAGGAAACCUGAUGUGAGCCAUGGGGUGAUCUGCCCAAGCAACCAAUGCAUCAUGGAGAGGACUGGUUCAGAAGAUGGACCAAAUGGUUGCAACGGGCCUGUUGUUAAAGGGGCUCAGAAACCAGUAGGCAACGCAAAAAUGUUGAAACCCAAGGCAUGAAAGCUAACUUGGAAUUUCCCUUUCAUUUCUAAUUUGUUUGCUUUUGGAACUUAAGUUUGAUCAGUAGGCUGAUAUGCUUAUUCGGCAUACAUGUGGAUGUCCAGAUAAAUAUUUUGUAUACCAUUCAUGUACAUGUAUGUUGAUACAUGUAUUUAUAGUAAGUAAAUAAAUUUAUUGGUAUAGAUUUAAUGAA